Messenger RNA from Syzygium oleosum, 719 nucleotides. RefSeq names its product glutaredoxin-C1-like. Bases 124 to 462 code for a protein of 112 amino acids. The record is from RefSeq and is a predicted model, not a curated record. Gene Ontology annotation, cellular component: cytoplasm. The transcript has 4 exons. Gene Ontology annotation, biological process: cellular response to oxidative stress. Gene Ontology annotation, molecular function: glutathione disulfide oxidoreductase activity. NCBI's taxonomy places the organism in Eukaryota, Viridiplantae, Streptophyta, Magnoliopsida, Myrtales, Myrtaceae.
CUCUCUCUCUCUCUCUCUCGCGUAUGUCGUCGAGCACAAUCGAUCUUAUCAAAUCUGUACAUCGUACUGAAUCCAUAAAAGCCAGGGUUGGCGACGAGUUCAUCAAUAGACAGAGAGACCCAGAUGGCGUUGAACAAGGCUAAGGAGAUCGUAUCCUCCACUCCGGUAGUCGUCUUUAGCAAGACAUACUGUGGCUACUGCAACAGGGUGAAGCAGUUGUUCACGCAAUAUGGUGCUGCGUACAACGCCAUUGAACUCGAUGAGGAGAGAGACGAGAAUGAGAUUCAGUCAGCUCUAGCAGAGUGGACGAAGCAGAGGACCGUCCCUAAUGUUUUCAUCGGCGGUAAACACAUCGGCGGCUCCGACGAGGUUCUUGAGAUGCACCAAUCGGGAAAAUUGAAGCCCCUUCUCAUGGAUGCUGGAGCAAUUGCUAACAACUCAGCUCAGCUUAAUAUCAUCUAGUCAAGUCUCUCACUAUUACCACACUGUCCCAGCUGUCACACCAUACACAGAGAUGAGACUCUUGUUCUUGUUCUUGUUCUUGCUCUUGUUUCUGCAUAAUGUAAUGCGAGAUGGAGACUGGUCGCGUUUGAGUUGUAUGUCGUGUAGUUCCAUGAUGAUGUAAUAAACGGUUAUAGACACGUAAAGACCUCUCUUUCAAGCCAAAACAAAAAAGGCAAACAAAAAUCUCUCUUCCAAGCAAGCAGGAUUGUCAAGAA